Sphenostylis stenocarpa is the source of this 738-nucleotide messenger RNA. Lineage: Eukaryota; Viridiplantae; Streptophyta; Magnoliopsida; Fabales; Fabaceae. The record is from the annotation of a GenBank genome assembly.
AUGUGCUCAGAAACAAGUCCACCCCGUCUCUCUUUCUCCCAUGAUCUCUCUGAACUACAAGUUUUACCAAUGAAACAAGACGUUUCUUGCAGAGACACACUGUUGCAUGACUCAAAUUCUGACUUUGAGUUCAGCACUAGCACCACCAGCCUUGAGUUUGAAUCAUCUUCAGCAGAUGAACUUUUCUCUAAUGGGGUUAUUCUUCCAAUUCAGAUUCAAGACAAAAGCACGGCUAGAAAACUCACUCAUCAUGUGGAAUAUCCUCACACAAAGCUUCCUCCUCGUCCAUGUGCAUCAACUGUUGACAAACUGAAGAAAGAAACCAUUAGAGAACUCCUAGAUGUGACUCCUGAUCAUGAUAAGAAGCCUCAUUCCAAGUCUUUUUGGGGAUUCAAUAGAAGUAAGAGUCUCAAUCGUGAUACAAAGAAGAGCUUGGUAUGCUCUAUACCUCUUCUGUCAAGAAGCAACUCAACAGGUGCAGUGCCAAAUCCAAAGAGAGUGAGUUCAAACAAGCAUCCAUCAGCAGCUAAAUCAUCAUCAUAUUCAUAUUCUACCUUAAAUAUGUAUCCUUUGCAAAAAUCUCCUUCAGGUAAGAGUUAUGGAGGGUAUUAUCCCAAUGGCCUUAGGAUUAAUCCUGUCUUGAAUGUACCAACUCCUUGUGUUUCAAAGGGAAGUGCAAAUCUCUUCAGUUUGGGUUCAUUUUUACGCGUUGGAAAGGUUAAGAAGAGCAAGAAGUGA